Siniperca chuatsi (mandarin fish) is the source of this 2117-nucleotide messenger RNA. Its product is annotated as nucleolar protein dao-5-like. Lineage: Eukaryota; Metazoa; Chordata; Actinopteri; Centrarchiformes; Sinipercidae. Bases 288 to 1640 code for a protein of 450 amino acids. The transcript has 11 exons. The record is from RefSeq and is a predicted model, not a curated record.
CCUUGCAGUUUUCUCCGAAACGGAAGAAAACAAACCAAACGUGAAGUGGGAGUAUAUAUUACAGUCAUGACUGGAGAAACUGGUUUUUAAACUUGUUUAAUGACACUGUGGCACAGUAUAGCUGUAGGCUGGCGGACCAGCAUACUUAACAGCUAGUGAUAACAACAUCCAACAACCAGCUAAACACAAACUGCUAAUUUAGCUAACAUAAACUCAAAAAGAAGAGGCUAACAGUCGACCAACGCGUUUUGGAUGAACAUCAUUAUUAACUUAUACUGAGCAACAAAAUGGACUGCAGCACAGCUGUCGCGGCCACUAAUGUGGUACACGACUCUCCAGGGAAGGACAGCUCCAGCUCUGAUGAUGACGUACCUCUCUCGAAGCUCCUAAAGAGGCCACAUAGUGAGGAGAAACAGUCACGUGAAAACACACGCAGCUUAACCUUCAGCUCCAAGACUAAUUCAAAAAAGGACAAAAGUGCUUCGGAUGACUCCUCAGAUGACAAGCCUUUGAUAAAAAUGAAAACAAUCUCUGCAGCAGCUAAGAAACCAGUGAAAAAAGGCAACAGGUCACCCAGAUCUAACGGCACUAAUAACAAGAAAGCAGAUUUGAAUGCAGAUGAUAGCUCUGACAAUGAGCCUCUCAGUAAGAUUGCCAAAAAGAAGCCUUUCUCAGUGCCUCCAAAAAAAUCCAUUGAUACAAAGGAUAAAAAAUCACUGGAUGACGAUGAUAGCUCGGAUGAUGAGCCUUUGAGUGAACUUGCCAAGAAACUUCCCUCCCAACAUCAGAGAAAGGCAUCUAGAAAACCAACCCCAGUCGUGAAAUCCAAAAGAAAUGCAGGAAGGAAAAAGGAAUCACUGGAUGACGAUGAUAGCUCGGAUGAUGAGCCUUUGAGUGAACUUGCCAAGAAACUUCCCUCCCAACAUCAGAGAAAGGCAUCUAGAAAACCAAUCCCAGUUGUGAAAUCCAAAAGAAAUGCAGGAAGGAAAAAGGUUAAAUAUGCAGAGUCUUCCAGUGAUAGCUCAGAUGAUAAACCACUGGCAACAAUAAAAAGGAAGUGGACAAAGGCUCCUAAACAACAAAAGACUUUGGCAAACAGCAAGAAAACAAGACCAAAACUUCAAGUCAAAUCACUAAAAGACCCUUCAUCCUCAGACAACAGCUCGGAUGAUGAUGAUGUGCCCUUGGUGAACCUCAUUGCCAAGAAGAAACCAGUGAAGAAAAACUCAAAGACGACAACUGUAUCGCAAGGCAGUGCGUCAAGAAAGAGACAAGGACUCUCUGAUGAAAGCUCAGAUGGUGAACCCUUGAUUAAUCUUGUAAAAAAGAACCGCACAGACAAACAAACAAAAACCAAAACAAAGGCUUCAGCUCCGAAGAAGACGGACACAACUCCCAAAAAGCCAAGAAAGAUGCCUGUGUCAGGGUCGUCAAGCAACAGCUCAGAUGAUGAACCCAUAAUCAAGGCAGCUAAACACCCACAAGUGACCAAAAUCCUGAGAAUAAUACUGGAGAGGUGUGAUGGCGAAGAAGCUGGGGCAACAGGAAGCCUGAACAAAACCAGUACAGACACAACGAUUGCUGAAAAGACCUCGAGCGAGGAGUCAGAGGGCCCAGAGGAAUCACCAGAAGAAGAAUAAGCAGAUGUAACAGGUUGAAGAAAUGGCUUGUUAUUGUUAUCGUUCACCUUCUGGACUGGGAAGUUCAAACCACCUAGUGGCUCCAAGUUUGAUGGACUUUCUAAAGUGUUCUAAAUCCCUCGGAGAGACACUAAAACACACACAGACACAGUUAGCUUUCAUGUAAAGGUCAACAGUGUGUUUUAUAUACAUUACAUGCACGUUAAUUUAUGGUGUUAAUAUUUUUACUCCCAUUUUUAAGUUUGGGACCAAAUUUUGUAGGUUCCUGAAAGAUUUUAUCACAGUCUUUGAUGUUAUUUUACUAUUUGUGCCUGUUGUUAUCAUUGGCUGUCUCCUCUGGUUUUAUUAUUUUUUUAAUAGAAUGAUUUAACACUCAUUGAUGUAAGUUACAUUUCAGCUUUCAUAUUAACUGUACACUCAGCAUGCAGCAGUGACGAUCUGUUGUGUUGGAUUAAACUGCUUUCACUAUGAAAUUCA